AUGGAUAUGGAGCAGGAUCAUAGCCUGUCUUGGUGGAGGAAUGCUAGAAGUACAGCAGCUGAGGUGAAGUUCACAUUUUCCGAACAUGUUACGCGCGUCAGGCUACGAAAUGAAGGGCUUCGAAAAUGUCCGUCACUGCUGAUGGAUACAGAAACAAUCUCAAUUUUUCAGGAAGCAAAUGGAGAUGCCUUUGAGACGUUUUCAUAUGAAUCAUCCGAAUCGGCCGGACCACCUGCAAGUUCUCCACCAUCUUACUCAGGUCCACCAUCCUACGCAAGUGCCGGCAGCCCCCCUGAACAGUAUGGAUGGACGCAAUCGCCGCGUACAUCCACGUCAAACUACCCACCCCAUCGCCAGCAGCAGUACAAUGACUAUGAAAGUGGAGGAUAUGAGUUUUCUUCUCCUCCUGCACCUACGACAUCCUCUUACAAACGCCCAUUUACGCCACCACAGUUUGGAUAUGGGUACACAAAGCUCAAAUGCUGCUGUUCCCUUCCUGAUUAUGAUAUUCGACAGCCGCUUCCAGUGUCCCACAAGUGUCCUGUCGGCAGUAAGGGUCCCCUAGGGCCGAAAGGGCAACCCGGUGAACCUGGUACACCAGGCAUACCUGGUCAUGAUGGCGAACCCGCUUACGGCUACUCGCCGCCUUCUCAACCUUACGCUACUCCAGAGUUUAUUAUUACUCCAGAGCAUUGUCCUCCGUGUCCACCAGGUCCUCCAGGGCAUUCUGGACCGAAAGGUCCUCCUGGUUAUCCUGGGUACAAAGGUAUACGCGGCACGCCAGGUGCGCCAGGGCUUCCCGGACGCCAUGGACCCUGCGGUCCUCAGGGUGAGAUGGGAAAGCGAGGCAAAUCAGGUGCACCAGGGCAGAGAGGAGUCAAGGGUAGCGAUGGCAUUCAAGGCAGUAAAGGAAGACCUGGUUCUGCAGGGCUGCCAGGAGCCAUUGGAGCACCGGGUCCAAGAGGUGUGGCUGGAUCACCGGGAGAGUUUGGACCACCAGGAAAGCCAGGACCACCAGGUCCCAGAGGAAAUGAAGUCGGUGCUAACGAUGGGAUACACGAUAAAAGAGGGAACGUUAAGGGUUUGCCUGGCCUUGACGGAGUUGAUGGAGUCUGUGGAAGAGAAGGGCCGCAUGGAAUGGAUGGGCUUUAUUGCCCCUGUCCGAGUCGUAUUCAGGGCACGAACCGCUCUUCUUCUUCAUCCUAUUCUGGAAGCUCAGAUUAUGGAGAUAUAACUGGAGGAGGAAGUUACUCCCCGGGCGCUUAUUCGCCAAGCCCUUAUUCGCCAGCCGAUUAUUCGCCUAUAGAAAUGCCAGUCUCUGUCGAGAUUGAAGCCCGUCCGGUAAGAUAUUUCAUGCAUAGGGCCGUGCUGAUGAUUGUAGGUGAGUUCGCGCACACUGUUCACGCAAUUCGGCAGAAGUUUCUUAGUUUUUUUCUUUUCAACGCUUUUUAACC
Messenger RNA from Cylicostephanus goldi, 1454 nucleotides. NCBI's taxonomy places the organism in Eukaryota, Metazoa, Nematoda, Chromadorea, Rhabditida, Strongylidae. The record is from the annotation of a GenBank genome assembly.